AUGGACGAGUUCGGCAGCAGGACUUACGGCACCAGCGGCCUGGACAACAGACCGCUGUUCGGCGAGACGUCUGCACGGGAUCGCAUCAUUAACUUGGCAGUGGGAGGAUUCACGUCUCUGGUUGUGCUGGUGACGGUGAUCAGCUCCUUCGUUUUCCCUUCGUUGCCUCCGCGGCCGCUCAACAUUUUCUUUGCCGUCUGCAUCCUGCUCACCUGCGGAUCCGCCAUUUUGCUGAUCUUCUGGUACCGCCAAGGCGACCUGGAACCCAAGUUCCGCAACCUGAUCUACUACAAGCUGGCGUCCAUCGUGUUGCUGUGUCUGUGUGCCAACCUCUACUUCCACGACGUCAGGUGA
Molecule: messenger RNA, 354 nt
Organism: Nerophis lumbriciformis (worm pipefish)
Lineage: Eukaryota; Metazoa; Chordata; Actinopteri; Syngnathiformes; Syngnathidae
Source: RefSeq, a predicted model, not a curated record